Messenger RNA from Mastomys coucha (southern multimammate mouse), 799 nucleotides. RefSeq names its product oocyte-secreted protein 1-like. Bases 40 to 606 code for a protein of 188 amino acids. The record is from RefSeq and is a predicted model, not a curated record. The transcript is spliced from 5 exons. Lineage: Eukaryota; Metazoa; Chordata; Mammalia; Rodentia; Muridae.
UCUCAUUUACCCUGUGGGGUUUGAUCUUCAACCUGAGCAAUGAAGCCUUUCCAGGGCCUACAGGGACUCCUCCUGCUUCUUUUCUUUAUGAAGACUUGUGCUGAUGAUUGGUCAGCCAUUCGUCUGCGAUGCACCCAUCACUGGUUCUAUCUCAGGAUCAAGGCUACACUAUUUCCCAAUAUUUUCAUGGAACCUGAUGAAGUGUUUUUAGGAUUUGGCUGCCCUGUGACCACCGUCUGGCCAAAUGAUGUCUAUGACUUUACCUACCGUACUUACUCCUGCGGCAUUGUCAAUAAAGUUCUUCAUGAUGUCACUCUGCUUCAGACUCAACUUACAUACAUCUCAAAAAAUUCUUCUCUACAAGCUAAGAUGAGUUUGUCCUGUGUUCUGCACAGUCGGAGUCCUCUUUUCUGUGAAGCAGAAAGUAGAGGAGAUUUCACUGGUGAUCCUCCUGAAUGGGAAGUAGAUAUGAGGGUCAGAAGAGAUAAGCAAGCUGUUCCAACGGUGCCACCAAACUUUUCAACAUCAAGUGAAGACCAUCAGGUCUCCAAAGAGCCUCAGGCCUCUGGAACAAGCAGGCCUGAGCCUGCUGAGAUAUCUUCAUGAAUCAAAACUCAUCGGUUCUCCAUUUUUCCAGAAUGCAGAUGGUCUGGUGAUUUCUUAUCCCUUUUUUAAAGAGACUAAUUUGCAAUUUUAAGUAAAGUAGAAUGCAUCCUUCUUAUAUUCUCAUUUUUAAAAAGGAACUGUCACUGCUUUUAACUGUACAGAAUCUGAUUGAGGAAUAAAAUUUUCCCAUUAA